Lolium perenne is the source of this 2868-nucleotide messenger RNA. RefSeq lists its product as uncharacterized. The record is from RefSeq and is a predicted model, not a curated record. NCBI's taxonomy places the organism in Eukaryota, Viridiplantae, Streptophyta, Magnoliopsida, Poales, Poaceae. Gene Ontology annotation, molecular function: protein dimerization activity.
AUCAGGGUCGGCCCAGGUCAGGUUCGACCGAGGCGAGCAGCCUGGCCGCGGGGCUCUUGUCGACGAUCGAUUGAGCCAUCGGUCGAAGGCAGGACGGUUCUCGUUCGCAGCAACUUCUGAUCGCAUCGAAACUCUGGACGGAGACGGAAGACGGGAUCGCCGGCUCGGGACGCAGACAGGGGCGGUAGAUUGAUCGGCGUGGACGAGUGGUCUUCUUCCCCAUUAACAGGGACAGGGUAGCUUCGGGACGGACGCGCCCAGGCCUGGACGCGCCUGCACUUCCGCCGCUGGACGUCGCCCAGUUCCGUCAAGGACUCAAGAUAUAUAAUGGAUAGAUAUCUUCUCAAAAGAAAAGCACAAGAUGUUCCAGAAGAGUUGAAUUGGAAAGAGGAGAUUCAGUAUGAUCCGGGAAAGAGAAAAUUGAUAGAAAAGUAUCAUCCCAAUUUGAAAGAAAUGGUAAGAAGAAAGUAUUUGGUUAAUGGUCCUUGCCAGCCAAGAGAAUUUGCUUUUCCAUACACACCGUUUGGGGAAAAAAAGAGAAGGUUCAUACCAGAUUGGUUUGAUGAGUAUGGUAGCUGGCUCGAAUACAGUGAAUUGAAGGACAAAGCAUAUUAUUUUUGUUGUUUCUUAUUUAGGGACCGUGGUAGCAAGAAGGAAGCAGGGUACGAGGCAUUUGUUGUUAAUGGUUGGAACAGCUGGCACAUGAAGGCGAGGCUAAAGGAUCAUGUUGGUGAUGUCGAUAGUGUGCAUAAUCAAGCGAUGAAAAAAUGUGUUGAUUUGCUAAGAAAAGAUCGGCACAUUGAUGUUGCCAUUAACAUUCAAAGUGAUGCUGCCAGGAAAGCUUAUUUUACUCGACUGAAUGCCUCGAUUGACACAUCUAGAUUGUUACUCAAGCAAGGAUUACCAUUUCGAGGCCAUGAUGAGUCGAAGGACUCCUUCAAUAAAGGUAAUUUCUUGGAAGUUCGUGACUUCUUAGCUGAACAUGAUCCAGUUGUAGGCAAGACUAUGGGAAAAGAUGCUGCAAAGAAUGCUAUGAUGGGUUGUCCAGAGGUUCAGAAAGAUAUUGCUGAAGGUUUUGCACAUGUCAUAGUGCAAUCUAUUCUCAAAGAGGUUCAAAAUAAUGUGUUUUGUUUGCUUGUUGAUGAAUCCAGGGAUGUCUUUUGCAAAGAACAAAUGGCAGUGGCCUUGCGAUAUGUUGACAGUUCAGGGGAUUCUAAAGAAAGUUUUGUUGGCCUUGUUCAUGUGAAAGAAACAACUUCUGCAUACCUCAAGACUGCAAUUGAUUCUCUAUUUGCAAAGUAUAAGCUAAGUUACAAUCAAGUUAGAGGACAAGGAUAUGAUGGUGCUAAUAAUAUGUCAGGUCAGUUCAAUGGCCUCAAAUCACUGAUAAUGAGAGAAAAUAGCACAGCUUAUUAUGUUCAUUGCUUUGCUCACCAGCUGCAGUUAGUUGUUGUGGCUGUGGUAAGAAAGCAUAAAGAAGUUAGCAAUUUCUUUAGUAUGAUUACUACCUUGUUAAAUGUGGUGGGUGGAUCUGCCAAGCGCAGGGACAUGAUUAGAGAUAUCAAUCUUGAAGAAAUGAGCAAAGCUUUAGGCUGUGGGCAGCUUACAACAGGCACUGGGUUGAAUCAAGAGCAAUGCCUUCAAAGACCUGGAGAUACUCGUUGGGGUUCACAUGGUAAAACACUUAAAAGCUUGGUUGACUUGUUUCAUUCCGUUAUUAAAGUUCUAGAAUUUGUGGGAGAAGAAGACACUGACAGAACAAAUAGAGAUCAAGCAAAUGGUCUUCUAGUGUACUUUCAGUCUUUUGACUUUGUCUUCUAUUUGCAUCUCAUGUUGACAAUUCUUACAACUACGAACACAUUAUCAUUAGCAUUGCAGCGGAAGGAUCAAGAUAUAGUAAAUGCCAUGAAAUGUGUGAAGUCAACAAGAGAUGUUUUGAGUGAACUUAGAGAAUAUGGAUGGGAAUCUCUGCUAGCUGAAGUUCAUAGUUUCUGUGAGAAGCAUGAUAUUGAAGAGCUGGACAUGGAAGAAGCCUAUAUUAAUCCAAAAAAGAGAAGACAGGUAACUGGAAUUGCUAACAAACAUCACUAUCAAGUUGAUUGUUUCAAUGAUCUUUUUGAUUGGUUAGUUCAAGAGCUUGAUGGUCGGUUUAGUGAGACUUCCUCCAAUCUUCUUGUUUGGUCAGCGGCUUUGAGUCCAAGAGACUCAUUUCGUGAUUUUAAUUUGGAGAGUUUGAUAAGUUUGGCUAAACUAUAUCCUCAUGAUUUCAAUUCUGGGGAACUGAGGGAUCUUGAUAAGGAUCUACGCCUCUACAUCGCUGAUGUACGCACAGAUGAUAGCUUUUCCAACAUAGAAACAAUCACUGAGCUUUCUAAAAAAAUGGUUGAGACAAGGAGGCAUGUUAUGUAUCCUUUGUUUUAUCGGUUGUUGAAACUAGUAGUUGUGUUGCCUGUUGCCACUGCUACAGUUGAGAGGUGCUUUUCAGCCAUGAAAUUGGUGAAAACUUUUCUUCGCAAUCGCCUCAAUGAUGACAGCUUGAGUCAUGAUGUUAUUUGUUAUGUGGAGAAAGAAGAAAUGAAGAAAGUCACCAAUGAUCAAGUGGUUAAGUAUUUCAUGGGUUUGAGGAAUCGGGUGUACUAAAGGAGUAAAAGGUUCUUGAGCCUUGCGCUUCGAUCAUCUACUUCAGAAUUUGGAAAUGCAAGGAAUAUUUUCCAAGUAAUUUGUCUUUUAUUUCAUCAAUAUUGUACGCACUUUGAAUACUAGUUUAUUUAUUUAUACAGUAAGCCAUAUUAUGUUUGUUAUAAGCUAUAAACCAGACGUAUAUAUAGUAGAUUGUUGCUCGAUUUUUUUGCAAUACUAAGUGGUGCA